AUGCAGGCUUUGGGGUUAAGGCUUAUUAAUUUUAGUAUUGACCUGUUUGUGUUUAUUAAAAUUCACAGACCAGCAGCAGGAGACGGAGAAGAAGAACUCAGCAACAAGCAGCGCAAGGUGCUGUGGAAUAAAAGAAGGUUGGCCGGUGGCGGUGGUGCCUCGUCGAGCCCACGGGCAGCGCCCAAGGCCAGGCCUGUGGCUGUGGCCGCGGAGGUGCAUGCACCUGCUGAGCCUCCUGGUGUGCCUGCGGUGUCUGCGGUGUCUGCGGUGCCUGCUCCACCGCCGAUGGAAACAGCACAGGCACUCGCCACUUGGGUUUUUAUUGCCUGGUGUUGUUUUUUUGAUUUGGUCGGUUUUGAGAAAUCAGUCAGUAGUGGGAGAUAA
Symbiodinium sp. CCMP2592 is the source of this 384-nucleotide messenger RNA. The record is from the annotation of a GenBank genome assembly. Lineage: Eukaryota; Dinophyceae; Suessiales; Symbiodiniaceae.